This is a messenger RNA of Mandrillus leucophaeus (drill), 908 nucleotides long. RefSeq names its product probable C-mannosyltransferase DPY19L1. The record is from RefSeq and is a predicted model, not a curated record. Gene Ontology annotation, molecular function: mannosyltransferase activity. Gene Ontology annotation, cellular component: nuclear inner membrane. The transcript has 6 exons. Lineage: Eukaryota; Metazoa; Chordata; Mammalia; Primates; Cercopithecidae. Bases 16 to 639 code for a protein of 207 amino acids.
CUUGGUAUUUUAAUUAUGAGACUAAAACUCUUCUUGACACCACACAUGUGUGUUAUGGCAUCACUGAUCUGCUCAAGACAGCUAUUUGGAUGGCUCUUUUGCAAAGUACAUCCUGGUGCUGUUGUUUUUGCUAUAUUAGCAGCAAUGUCAAUACAAGGUUCAGCAAAUCCACAAACCCAGUGGAAUAUUGUAGGGGAGUUCAGCAGUUUGCCACAAGAAGAACUUAUAGAGUGGAUCAAAUAUAGUACUAAACCAGAUGCAGUGUUUGCGGGUGCCAUGCCCACGAUGGCAAGUGUUAAGCUCUCUGCACUUCGGCCCAUUGUGAAUCAUCCACAUUAUGAAGACGCAGGCUUGAGAGCCAGAACGAAAAUAGUAUACUCAAUGUAUAGUCGGAAAGCAGCUGAAGAAGUGAAGCGAGAACUGAUAAAGUUAAAAGUGAACUAUUACAUUCUAGAAGAGUCAUGGUGUGUAAGAAGAUCCAAGCCUGGUUGCAGUAUGCCUGAAAUUUGGGAUGUAGAAGAUCCUGCCAAUGCUGGGAAAACUCCCUUAUGUAACCUCUUGGUGAAGGAUUCCAAACCUCACUUCACCACUGUAUUCCAGAACAGUGUUUACAAAGUCCUAGAAGUUGUAAAAGAAUGACUGCUACAUGAACUGCUGCCUAUGGAGAACUACAUCAAUGACUAGACAUUCACUUUGCAAAUAAUUGUUGUGGCUCCAUGUUUGCUCCAGACACAGAGCUUUUAUUAUCACCCAAAGAUCCCUAUGGGAACCAAAAGAAUCGAACUGAACCAAGAUUUCUGCCAGAAUCAAUUUCCUGAAGCCAGGAGGCUUUAUCAUUCACAGUCUGUGCAAAGGAUUUUUUUUUUUUUUUAAAGAAAAACGGACUCCUUUAUUUAUUUCUCCCUUUA